Messenger RNA from Ornithorhynchus anatinus (platypus), 9637 nucleotides. It is a transcript of the gene CHD2, whose product is annotated as chromodomain helicase DNA binding protein 2. Lineage: Eukaryota; Metazoa; Chordata; Mammalia; Monotremata; Ornithorhynchidae. Gene Ontology annotation, biological process: regulation of transcription by RNA polymerase II; nucleosome organization. Gene Ontology annotation, cellular component: nucleus; chromatin. Gene Ontology annotation, molecular function: histone binding; chromatin binding; ATP hydrolysis activity. The record is from RefSeq and is a predicted model, not a curated record.
CUCUCUCUUUUUUUUUCUUUUUCUUUUUUUUUUUUUGGUAGAAAUGAAGGGGUGGGUCUAUGGUACAUCACCUGAGUUGUGGGGUAAAUGUAGAGAGUGUCAAUCAAAGGCAGAGCUCUCAGAGCUGGGAAGGAGGCUCUAGAUGGCGGCUGUGCCUUAGAGAGAGAGCGCUCAGCUCCCUGCCUUCUCCACACUUUCCGCAACUUUCCCCAACUUUGGGGCCGCCUCAGGGGGCCCCCGCAAGCCCCUGCCUCUUCUGGAGACCUACUGGGGCAGAUCCGACCCUUUUUCAGGGAGAAAAGCAGCUUUUGGGGGCUCUCUGCUCGUGCCUUGUUGGAAAGCAGAAGCCGUAGAGAGAGCCCAGGUCGUUGUUUUUUCCAGCUUAGAAGCCAUGGCGCACCUCCAUUUUUGUGCGCUCUCCUAAUGAGCUUUUUUUUUUUUCCCUUCCUCCUCCCGGACCUUCUUUUUUUUUUUUUUUUUUUAGGGGGGUAUUAAUUAUCGCCGCUUCUGCAUGAACAAUCAGCACUUUGGGGAUCGUUGGUAUUUAUUUUUUCGGGCUUUUUUAUGAGAGCACUUAGCGUUUUUGGGGGAAAAAUCAUUCGGGAUCGAAUGCUGCUCCCACUGCUAGAUAGGACUCUCGCUUCGGACCGGCUACAUGGAGCAGUAAAUACCUGGGCACAGGACUUCAAAGCAACACAGAUCCCCCUCCCCCCAUAAUAUUUAAGAAUUAAAAGAUGAUGAGAAAUAAAGACAAAAGCCAAGAAGAGGACGGUUCUGUCCACAGCAAUGCUUCGAGUCAUUCGGCAUCUGAAGAUGCAUCUGGCUCAGACUCAGCCAGCCAGUCUGAAAGUGAACAGGGCAGCGAACCAGGCAGCGGUCAUGGCAGUGAGUCGAACAGCAGUUCCGAAUCUUCAGAGAGUCCUUCUGAGUCGGAAAGCGAGUCCACCGGUUCCAAAUCCCAGCAGACCCCACCAGAAGCCAAAGAAAAGCCAGCCUCUAAGAAGGAGCGAAUAGCUGAUGUUAAAAAGAUGUGGGAAGAGUAUCCUGAUGUUUAUGGGGUGAGGAGGUCAAACCGAAGUCGACAAGAGCCCUCUCGUUUUAAUAUAAAAGAAGAGGCAAGUAGCGGGUCUGAGAGCGGGAGCCCAAAAAGAAGAGGCCAGAGGCUACUGAAGAAACAGGAAAAGUGGAAAAGGGAAGCUUCAGAGGAAGAAGAUGGGGAGGAGGAGGAGGAGGAGGAAGAGGAGGAGGAGGACGACGAACAGGAUCAAGGCACCAGUGCAGAAAGUGAACCGGAACAAAAAAAAGUCAAAGCCAGGCGACCCAUACUGAGGAGAGCAGUGGCCAAACCCAGUGUUAAAAAGCAGCAUAAGCCCCAACGUGGUAAGAGGAGAAAGAAGCAAGACUCAUCUGAAGAUGAGGAUGACGACGAAGAUGAUGAAACUCCCAAAAGACAAACUCGCCGCAGAGCAGCCAAAAAUGUCAGUUAUAAAGAAGAUGAUGAUUUUGAAACAGACUCUGAUGACCUCAUUGAGAUGACUGGAGAAGGAGUGGAUGAACAACAAGACAACAGUGAGACGAUAGAAAAAGUCAUGGAUACCAGGCUUGGAAAGAAAGGAGCUACAGGAGCCUCCACCACAGUGUACGCAACAGAAGCCAACGGGAACCCCGGCGCAGACUUUGACCCUGAGAAGGAUGAAGGAGAAGUUCAGUAUCUAAUCAAGUGGAAGGGCUGGUCCUAUAUCCACAGCACGUGGGAGAGCGAAGAGUCCCUGCAGCAGCAGAAAGUGAAGGGCCUGAAGAAACUAGAAAACUUCAAGAAGAAAGAGGAUGAAAUCAAACAAUGGCUGGGAAAAGUUACUCCAGAAGAUGUGGAGUAUUUCAACUGUCAGCAAGAGCUAGCCUCAGAAUUGAACAAACAGUAUCAGAUUGUAGAGCGAGUAAUAGCUGUAAAGACCAGCAAGUCCGCAUCUGGACAUUCUGAAUUCCCAGCUCACAGUCGGAAACCUUCAUCUUCUAACGAGCCCGAGUAUCUGUGCAAAUGGAUGGGGCUACCCUAUGCAGAGUGUAGCUGGGAAGAUGAGGCUCUGAUUGGGAAGAAAUUUCAGAACUGCAUCGACAGCUUCCAUAAUCGAAACAACUCCAAAACCAUCCCCACCAGGGACUGCAAGGCCCUGAAACAGAGACCGAGGUUUGUUGCCUUAAAGAAACAACCAUCUUAUAUAGGGGGAGAGAACCUGGAACUUCGCGACUAUCAGCUGGAAGGCCUCAACUGGCUCGCUCAUUCCUGGUGCAAAAAUAACAGUGUGAUCCUUGCAGAUGAGAUGGGUUUGGGAAAGACUAUCCAGACGAUCUCUUUCCUUUCCUACCUGUUCCAUCAGCAUCAGCUCUAUGGCCCGUUUCUUGUUGUGGUACCUUUGUCAACCCUCACUUCAUGGCAGAGGGAGUUUGAAAUCUGGGCACCAGAGAUCAAUGUGGUGGUUUAUAUAGGAGACCUGAUGAGCAGAAACACGAUACGAGAGUAUGAGUGGAUCCAUUCUCAGACCAAAAGGAUGAAGUUCAAUGCACUCAUAACCACAUAUGAGAUCCUUUUGAAAGAUAAGACUGUGCUGGGCAGUAUUAACUGGGCCUUUCUGGGAGUGGAUGAAGCCCAUCGGUUGAAGAAUGAUGACUCUUUAUUGUAUAAAACUCUGAUUGAUUUCAAGUCCAACCAUAGGCUCCUGAUUACUGGGACCCCUCUUCAGAAUUCCCUCAAAGAGCUCUGGUCCUUGUUGCACUUUAUUAUGCCGGAGAAGUUUGAGUUCUGGGAAGAUUUCGAAGAUGACCAUGGCAAAGGGAGAGAGAAUGGCUAUCAGAGCCUUCACAAGGUGUUAGAACCUUUCCUCCUUCGAAGGGUGAAAAAGGACGUGGAGAAAUCCCUACCAGCCAAAGUGGAACAGAUUCUCAGGGUGGAGAUGUCUGUCCUCCAGAAACAGUAUUAUAAGUGGAUUUUAACCAGGAACUACAAGGCUCUCUCCAAGGGAACAAGAGGCAGCACAUCUGGUUUCCUUAAUAUUGUGAUGGAGUUGAAAAAAUGCUGUAACCACUGCUACCUGAUUAAACCCCCUGAAGAAAAUGAACGGGAAAAUGGGCAGGAGAUUUUGCUGUCCCUGAUCCGGAGCAGUGGAAAGCUGAUUCUAUUGGACAAACUGUUAACCAGGCUGAGGGAGAGGGGGAACAGGGUCCUGAUUUUCUCCCAGAUGGUGAGGAUGUUGGAUAUCUUGGCCGAAUACUUGACCAUUAAGCACUAUCCUUUUCAGCGUUUGGACGGUUCGAUUAAGGGAGAAAUCCGAAAGCAGGCACUGGACCACUUCAAUGCUGAUGGGUCUGAGGACUUCUGCUUUCUGCUCUCCACUCGGGCUGGAGGCCUGGGAAUUAACCUGGCAUCUGCCGACACUGUGGUCAUCUUUGACUCCGACUGGAAUCCCCAGAAUGAUUUGCAGGCUCAGGCCCGAGCUCACCGAAUCGGACAGAAGAAGCAGGUGAACAUUUAUCGCUUGGUCACCAAGGGGACAGUGGAAGAGGAGAUCAUUGAAAGGGCCAAAAAGAAGAUGGUGUUGGAUCACCUUGUGAUCCAGCGUAUGGACACCACAGGCCGAACUGUCUUGGAUAACAACUCAGGCAGGUCGAACUCAAAUCCUUUCAACAAAGAGGAGCUGACGGCUAUUCUCAAGUUCGGCGCAGAGGAUCUCUUUAAGGAGCUGGAAGGGGAGGAAUCGGAGCCUCAGGAAAUGGACAUCGAUGAAAUUUUGCGCUUGGCUGAAACCAGAGAGAAUGAAGUGUCCACGAGUGCUACAGAUGAACUCCUGUCCCAGUUCAAGGUGGCCAACUUUGCAACUAUGGAGGAUGACGAGACAGAGUUGGAAGAGCGAUCCCAUAAGGACUGGGAUGAGAUCAUCCCGGAAGAGCAAAGGAAGAAAGUGGAGGAGGAAGAGCGCCAGAAGGAGCUGGAGGAGAUCUACAUGCUGCCCCGAAUCAGGAGUUCUACUAAAAAGGCCCAGGCAAACGAUAGCGACUCGGAUGCUGAAUCGAAAAGAAGGGCCCAGAGGUCCUCCGGUUCUGAGAGCGAGACAGACGACACGGACGAUGAGAAGAGGCCCAAGCGCAGAGGACGUCCCCGGAGUGUCAGGAAGGACCUUGUAGAGGGCUUUACCGAUGCUGAGAUCAGGAGAUUCAUCAAGGCUUACAAGAAGUUUGGACUCCCCCUUGAAAGGCUGGAGUGCAUAGCCCGGGAUGCCGAGCUGGUUGACAAGUCUGUUGCAGAUCUGAAGCGAUUGGGGGAAUUGAUUCACAACAGCUGUGUGUCAGCCAUGCAGGAGCACGAGGAGCAGCUGAGAGAGAAUGCCAGCGAGGGGAAGGGCCCGGGGAAGAGGAGGGGCCCCACUAUAAAGAUAUCUGGGGUUCAAGUGAAUGUGAAAUCUAUUAUCCAGCACGAAGAGGAGUUUGAGAUGUUGCACAAAUCUAUUCCUGUGGACCCUGAGGAAAAGAAAAAAUACUGCUUAACCUGCCGAGUGAAAGCAGCCCAUUUUGAUGUGGACUGGGGAGUGGAGGAAGAUUCCCGCUUGCUGCUGGGGAUCUACGAGCAUGGCUAUGGAAACUGGGAGCUCAUUAAAACAGAUCCAGAACUUCAACUAACUGACAAAAUUCUCCCUAUGGAGACGGACAAAAAACCUCAGGGAAAGCAGUUACAGACCCGAGCUGACUACCUGCUGAAGCUGCUCAAGAAGGAUUUGGAGAAGAAGGAAGUGGUUAAAGAUGGAGAAGAGACCAAGUUAAAGAAGCGGAAACCCCGUGUGAAAAAGGAAAACAAAGCUCCCAAAGUGAAAGAUGAACACGGAAAUGAGUUGUCCUCUCCGCGGCACUCAGACAACCCAUCAGAAGAGGGGGAGGUCAAGGAUGAUGGCUUGGAAAAAAGUCCCACCAAAAAAAAGCAGAAAAAGGAAAAUAAGGAGAACAAGGAGAAGCAGGCGAGCUCGAAGAAAGAAAAAGAAGGAGACAAAGAACGCAAGAAAUCAAAGGAUAAGAAAGAAAAGCCUAAGAGUGGGGAUUCCAAAUCUGGAAGUAAAGCAAAGAGAUCUCAGGGCCCGGUCCAUAUUACGGCAGGAAGUGAACCCAUCCCUAUUGGAGAAGAUGAGGAUGAUGAUCUGGAUCAGGAAACAUUCAGCAUUUGUAAAGAGAGGAUGAGGCCAGUUAAAAAGGCACUGAAACAGCUGGAUAAGCCAGACAAGGGGCUCAGUGUGCAGGAACAGCUGGAGCACACUCGCAACUGCCUCCUCAAGAUUGGAGACCGCAUAUCCGAGUGCCUUAAGGUCUAUUCUGACCAGGAGCACAUCAAGCUGUGGAGGAGAAACCUAUGGAUUUUUGUGUCCAAGUUCACAGAAUUUGAUGCUCGAAAAUUACAUAAAUUAUACAAGAUGGCCCACAAGAAAAGAUCUCAGGAGGAGGAGGAGCAAAAAAAGAAAGAUGAUACGUCCAGCAGCAAAAAGCCAUUUCGCCCAGAGCCUUCAGGCUCCAGCCGAGAUUCUUUGAUGUCUCAGUCCCACACGCCUCACAACCUUCAUUCACAGAAACUUCACCUUCCCCCGUCCCAUGCGCCCCAGAUGCAUGGACACCAGCGGGAUAACUAUAAUCACCCCAACAAAAGACACUUCAAUGCAGAUCGAGGAGACUGGCAGAGGGAUCGCAAGUUCAACUACGGCGGCAACAGCAACCAGCUGUGGGGCGGAGACCGGCACCAUCAGUACGAGCAGCACUGGUACAAGGAUCACCACUACGGGGACCGGCGGUCCCACGGCGAGCCCCACCGAAGCUCGGGAAACUACCGGCCCAAUAGCCUGUCCCGGAAGAGGCCAUACGACCAGUACAGUAGUGACCGGGAUCAUAGGGGACACAGAGAUUAUUAUGACAGACAUCACCACGACUCGAAGAGACGCAGGUCAGAUGAGUUCAGGCCGCAGAACUACCACCAGCAGGAUUUCCGAAGGAUGUCGGAUCACCGCCCCCCGAUGGGCUACCACGGCCAGGGACCCUCAGACCAUUACCGGUCUUUCCACACAGAUAAAUCCGGAGACUACAAACAGCCGCUCCCCCCUCCGCACCCGGCCGUCUCCGACCCUCGCUCGCCCCCAUCUCAGAAAUCGCCCCACGAUUCCAAAUCCCCCCUGGAUCACAGGUCGCCCCUGGACAGAUCCCUAGAACAGAAAAACAACCCAGACUAUAACUGGAACGCUCGGAAAACAUAAAGGGGUGGUUGGGGAAGGGAAGAAAGAGAGAGAAGAGAGAGCAAGAGAGAGAGAAUGAACGAGCCUCUAAGAUUUGGUCCGAUAGGCCGGGGACCGGAGACUUUGGGCAUGCUGCUGCUGCUGCUACACCCCACUGGCUGAAGGAGGAUGCCGAGGGGAAGCGCCAAAAAGGGAAGAACUUUCCUUAGUUGUUAGUUCUGUUCCACAUGGAUUUGGUUGCUACCCUUCCAAACACACUCCUACCCAACUUCCCUCCCUCCUUCCUUCUUCCUUCCCUGAUGUUGGUAAUAAGGAAAAAGGUGUCAUUAGGGGGCAGAUUUUGUCUUGUUUGUGUUUUCCCUGGUUUUUGUGGGAUUCUUUCCCACCCCCUCAUCGAAGAGCAAGCCUGAUGGACUUGUGAACGUUUUCACAGCCAGGCAAUUGACCCCGGACUUGGAAGGCGGCCAUGGGGGAGAGAGGUCGGAGACUGCUGCUGAGGGUGUUAUCGGUUGGUCAUUUGUGCUUGUCUGCUGGACCGUUAUAUGAUGGAUGCUGCUGAGGGUGGGGAGAUAAACAUGUUUAGGUGGUUCUUUGCACCGAGGCUUGGAGAGGAAAAGGCGAUCCCACCCUCCCACUAUGACCAUGUGGGACCUCGAUGUUUCCUUCCCACAAACUGCCUUGGAGAAGGAGAGGAACACGUGUAUUAUAUCACCCCAGGAAGGAAGGGUAAGAGGGGAAAUGGAGCAGAGUUCCACCCCUCUAUGGUUUUCCUUCCAUUCAGUAGAGCAUUUCGGAGGGUCUGGAUCUUCGGAGGCCCUGCUGGGAUCUUCCCAGAAAGGGAUCCCGGGGCCUGACUGAACUUCAGUUUGGUGAGCCUGGACAGAUUGAAAUCAGCUUGGAUCAUGCGGGGGCGGUAGGGGCUGGGGCAGAGGGAGAGUGGGCAAGGAGGAGAAUUUUAGAAACUUGGAUUACUGAUGGGUGACUCACCCUUGUGUCCAAGAAGUAAAGCGGGAAGGCUGCCCACGGGCUUCCACCCAGCACUUGUCGCUGGCCGUCAAGUUUUUUGAGAGUGCCCACCUUGGGUGGACUUAGUGUCCCCAGGGCAGCUGAGAGGGUGUGGUGCAGUGAGAGGCACUCACUGCAACCUGGACUCUUUCGGGGUUUCACCGGGCUGAUGCCAAGGCCUCGGUUCAGUCGGUUUGCCAAGUGGUGCCGCAUCUGCCGAUGCCCAAGCUGUCAGAAGUUCCACACAGUCCAUGUGAUUGGGCAGCUCUCCUGACAGGUUCCCUAUAGAAGGACUUGCUGCUUCAUUCUGAGGCAAGAUGGGGAAGGAGGAUUAGGCGCACCCAUGGGCCAUUUGGGGGUUUCAGCCAUGGUUUGUCAGUGUUCUUGAAUUUGCACAAAGUCCAAAGUAAUAGCUAGAAUGAGCCGGGGGGACGGGAGGGAGCAGGGGGCCUCAACCGGAACCUGCAAAAGAUGAAAGUAGCAAAGCCCAAGGAAGUUCUGUUGCUGAUGCCGCCACUUCCAGAGUUCAAGGUCAAGGCUGGUACCCGUUGGGCUGGACCUGUGGGUUUCCUCUCCGACCCUGAGGAGCCAGAGAUGUCAAGCCGCCAGAAAUGAAGGGCGGAGAACUUUAGAAAUGAGCAUCUGGGACCAUCUGGGUCUGGUCGCUAAGGCAGAUGUGGUUUUGUGGUCUGUUGUUGCCUGGUUGGUUGUGAUGUGGGCACCUAGUCCACAGUCUGAGCAGCUGUUGUCCCAUGGAUCUCCCCUGCAUCUUUUGGUUUAACCCCAUGGGUGCCUUGAGGAGUUCAGUCUGCAAAGUCAGUGGGGGUGGGGCUAAGAGCAUGCCCAUGAGGCCCAGCUCCCAUUGGGGUCACCAUGCCCAUGGCAAACAUCAUCCAGCUUUCUCUUCUACUGAGGCUGCUGGGGAAGUGAUGGGGAAAUAAACAGUGGAAGCUUUGCUCAAGGUUCUGGUCCCAUGGCCUGUCCAGAGCAAACCAAUUCCCAUCAUGCUGUCACUUCAUCUCUGCUUUUAGGAGAAGGGAAAGGGAUGAGGAAAGGGGACAAAUGAGAAGCAACAUUCAUUUUCCCUUUGGAAAUUGUAUUUUCCUCCCAGGCUUCAGUUCCUUUUAUUUUGGGUGGGGUGGGUGGGUGGGAUGAGGUGAAAGUGACUUCUGAUUUUCACCAGUGUUGCUGUCUUGAAAGUGAAAUGGUUGGCUGGAGGGAUGAGCUAUGCACAAAGACAUUUUAUAAUCUGGAGAGGAGGGAAAAAUCUCAUUUUUCACAUGUAUGAAAUGUUGCAAGACAUUUAGUGCCAUAUUAUGUAGCAAAAGGCAGUACUGGCCAGAUCAGUGUUAAGUUGAUUGUGAAAUUGCAGUAUCCCAAAUAAAAGGUACAAAUUCUCCUUUAUCUGAGCUGUGUCCAAAGAGGGGGAGAAAGAAGGUAUUUCCUCUCUGAAAAUGCGAAUCAUCCUGAAGGUAGAAGUGAUGGGAAUUAAGUCCGGCUUGUCUGGAGAAGGACGGCAAACCCAGGACCCAGAUGAUAGCUUGAACCCAAUUUGAGAUAAUGAUCUUGGAAUUCCUGGUGGACAGUGUGAAAGAAGGAUAGAAAAUGGCAAAUCAAUCUCUGUUGUGUGGUUUUUUUUUGCUUGUUGGUUUGUUUUCAGCAUGAGUUGCAUCAAGGUGGGUGAACUGCUGCCACCCUCAAAAGAGAACAACGUGAAACCAAAAAUCAGCCAUUGAAAAUGCUCAGUGGAAGUACCAAAGGGGAGACUCAGCUGUGCUCGGUAUUGGGGUUUAGGGUGACAUCUUGUGCAGCGGCUCCUGAACCUCCCUCCCCCCUCCCCCUUGCUCCCCCCUCAUCUUUUUAGCCUCUUGUGGGAAAAGCUCAAACCUCUCUCCUCUUGCCGUAUUUUUAACUUAAGAAUGUCUAGCCUGAUGGCUGAAAGCGAGCAUCAGGGAGUGUGCUGCAAAUCUGAUUCAAUUUAUGAAUUUACACUAAAACACACUGAAACCCUAUAGACCAAAACCUAUUGUCAGCAGGGACGGUUGAUAAGGUGGCCAGGCCAGGUGGCCCUUCUGGCCCUCCAUGAUUGAAGUAGGGGGAGAUAGAGGCCACUGAUCCGGAAGGUUCUGGUCAUUUGGGCCCCAACGCUGUUGGGGAAGGACUUUCCCUUUCUUGUAAGAUUGUGGACUUUUAAAACACCUGUUGACGCAAAUGGUAAUUAACAUUAAUUUAUAUUUGUGAAAAAUGCCACUGUCCUAGUGAUUUCUGAUGUAAAUAUGUUUGUUUAUAUAGUAUGUAUUAAAUUUUCCUACAUUGUAAAACUGCUGUACUUUUGAUUAUUGUAUAUUAAAAAGUGUAACUGAGGAUUUUCAGAA